UUGGUUGGGUUUUAGGUACGUCGUUACGUAAUUACGUCAGCAUCAACCAGAAAGCUGAUACGACUUGUUAUCUGAACGCUAGCUGGUAUCAUCUAGCACCUUUGUGCCUUCUCCGUACACGCGUACAAGUGUUGGACUCCAGCACGUAUUGUGCCAGGCGUACACGAGGCUCGUGCAGCAACGGUUUCGGUGUUGGAAGUGUGAGGAAUGGAGCCUCCUAGUGUGGACGAAAUUAUGGAGAUGAACAUGAAGCGAUUAUUGGAGUGGUGCGAGAAGCUGAAGGUACCCAACCUCAACAGCAUAGAGACAGCGAAUGAACUUCGUCAGGAAUUGUUCAAGUGUGUGAAGGCUCGCAACAAACUUAAACCAGCGCCUCCACCGUUCUCUGUGGCUUCUAGUGUGUUUCAAGACUUCGGUAGGAAGCAACGAGAAUUCGCGUGCGCUGUAGACAAAGUAGAGAAGUUGAUUACAGACGAAGCGGUGCUGCUGUGGCUGAAAAAGCUACAUCUUCCCGAACAAAGCGUGUGGAUGACAGCUGACGAUCUGAAACAAGUCAGAGAGUCGUGUACUCGUGGUCGGCCUAUUCUCUUGAUCGCAGGAAGUACAUCAUCAGGCAAGAGCACACUGUUAAAUGCAUUGUUGGGUGAGGAGUUGCUACCAACAUCUCAUAAUGCUGCAACUUCUGUGCUUUGUGAAAUCAAGUAUUCAGGCAGCUCUGACAAGCGGUAUGCUGUCAUUCAUUUUGACAACGGAAAGGAAGAGCGGAUGGAUUUAACAAAUAGUGAAGAAGUGAUGAGGCUAGCAGGUUUUGUCAAUCAGUCAAGGGAGGAAAAAUUUGGAUCUAUUGUUGGCUUGUCUUUCAAUAAAUUUGAAAAAUUGGUCCAAAGACAAAGAAAAUGUGUUCGAGUUGAAUUAUACUGGCCACUGGAAUUUCUCAAGGACUUCAUCCUAGUUGAUAGUCCUGGUGUUACUGAAUCAGAAGGUGAUUCAGUUUCUCGUCAGAUUACUGAACGAUUUCAAGAAGACAUUGCUUGUGGAUGCAUCUAUGUUUUGGAUGGAAUGAGAUCAGCUGAAGAAGCAGCGCAGGCUGGUGGACUUUUGUCAGCGGUUGCCAAAGGCACGCAUAAAGAUCCAUGUCCCGACUCUGCUUUGUUUGUUGUCAACAAAUGGGACAUUGUGUCCCAACAACAGUCUGAAGAGCAACGUCAGGAAAUCUUGCAUAAGAUUGCUAGCAACAUCUCUUUUCGUUGGAAAGGAUUUAGACCGCAUCAGAUCGUUACAAUGAACUCAAAGUUAGCUGCUCAGGCACAACAGUUGGGUUCAUCGACAAAGGAUGUGCAUCGACUGUGUCAAGGAAUCGCUAGAAUCCUUCCUCGAGGAAUGGACAACAUGUUAAAGAAAGCUAUAGAGCGUCCUCAUGAGCUAAUGGAUCAAAUUGAGCAGUCUGUUGAAAACACACUUCGUGAGCUGCAAUUGCCACUGGAAGAAAGAAAGCAGAAACGAAUGGAAGACAUGGAUCAACUGAAAAUGUUUAAGGAGUCUCUAAAGAGUGGGAAUAUUGCUAAAGCAAAGCAGAAGAUUGGUCAACAGAUCGACAAGAUGGUUCAUGAGCUGUCUGAUUACCUGAUGUCUGCCAAGGGAUUUCAAGAUGCAAUGAAGUGGAAGAAGAAGGACUUGGAUGAAGCAGAACAAGAAGCAUUCUCUGACAGGAAUGUUGAAGAUUUGGUUACUACUAGAUUUAUCAAGGCUGUCUGUAGAUCUGAACCAUUUCAGGGAUUUUUGAAAUGGGCAGAUGAAGAAGCUAAGAAUGAUGCAAUUGUGAUUUCUCGAGAAUUCAAUUUACUUAAAGCGGACAUUGCCAUCUCAGAUCCAUCAUCACCUGAAUCCACUGAUAAGUUUGAAGAAACUGAAGAAAUUUCAUGGGAUGCAAAAAAGAUGGCAGCUGCUGUGGCUGUUGCUAUUCCUGUUCUGUUAGUUGGUGUCCCACUAGCUUUAGCUGUUGCAGUAGUUGGUGGCCCAGUCUAUGGCAUUACAGAACUGGUGAGGGCUGCACGCAAUAAGAGCUUCAAGAACUCUGUUGAAAAUGCAUACAAGGGUAUGAUUCAAAAAGUGUGUUCAAGAGAAGGAGUCCUAUUGCGUCAAACUGUCCUAAAUCUGCUACAAACCCAUUGUUUGCCUGUUGAAGUAAUAUUCAAAGACAUUCCAGCUCGAAUACAUGAUCUAGAGCAAGAACUAACAGCUAGAGCUAAGCAAGAUGCCAAAGAUGUCCCUUCAUAUCAAGAAGUUUUAGAGCAAUGUCAGGAGGUGAAAGGGGUAAUGUCACGUUUUAUUCUCAACUUGAAUAUGCAUAACUACAGUGGUAGUGAUAUUGAUUGGCCAAGUCCAAAGAAGCCAAUAGCCAAGGGGAGUUUUGGAGACGUUUACAAGGUAACCGUUCAGGGAGUAGGUGUGGCAGCUCUCAAACUUAUGCAGGACUCUAUCACCAAGGAGAAUGCUGAUGAAUUUUUGAAGGAAUUCAACAAUUCCAAGCACUUUAUACAUCCGAAUUUGGUAAAAUUUUACGGCUCGGUGGUUGUCUCACACAAGCCGUUGUACCUUGGUCUUCUGUUUGAGUGGUGUGAUGGGGGCACUCUUGAAGAUGUGAUUUUUAGCUCCAAACGAAUUCCACCAACAAAGCAAAAAGGCUUCAUUCAUGUACAGCAGUUGGGAUUGGAAAUUCUUGAUGGACUGAAGUUCCUUCACAGUAAAGGCAUCAUGCAUCGAGAUCUGAAACCAGAAAAUAUUAUGCUUACAAACAACAAGAACGUUAGACUUGGUGAUAUGGGCUUGGUUAAGCCAAUCUUCUUGGUGACAGGGACACUGUGUGGCACUAUGGCGUACAUGGCUCCCGAAGUAAUUCGGCAGCAACCGUAUAAUACAUCUGCUGAUAUGUACAGUAUUGGUGUCAUUCUGUGGGAGAUGUGGACUGGAAAGCGUGUGUAUCAUGAUAUGGACUGUCCAAAGGCACUAGAAAUGCUGCACGUCAAUGUCAUGAAAGGAAGAGCUAAACCUGGCAAAUUUUUAGAUGCUGACAGACUUUCAGAUGAGAUACCAGCAUCGGUUAUUGGUGCAUGGGAGAGCCUCGUUGAGCAAUGUUGGUCAAUUGUACCUAGAAUGAGACCUACAGCAGAAGCAGCUUACAAGACAGUGAAGGAAAUGAAAAUUUUGUAAGACUAACUGGCCAGUGAACUCUGUAAAUACUGUCGUGCUUCCAUUUCAGUAAUGAUAUCUGUAGUCCUGAUGUGGUAAAUAUGUACUUUUGUAGUAUGAGUCCAUGUAGUCACAUGAUCA
Corticium candelabrum is the source of this 3330-nucleotide messenger RNA. RefSeq lists its product as uncharacterized. The record is from RefSeq and is a predicted model, not a curated record. Gene Ontology annotation, molecular function: protein kinase activity; ATP binding. The transcript is spliced from 8 exons. The coding region runs from base 208 to 3210 and encodes 1000 amino acids. Gene Ontology annotation, biological process: protein phosphorylation. Lineage: Eukaryota; Metazoa; Porifera; Homoscleromorpha; Homosclerophorida; Plakinidae.